Molecule: messenger RNA, 612 nt
Organism: Lactuca saligna
Lineage: Eukaryota; Viridiplantae; Streptophyta; Magnoliopsida; Asterales; Asteraceae
Source: the annotation of a GenBank genome assembly
AUGGGAUGUUACACAUCUGUUUCUACUACUCCUAUUGUUAUCCACUCACCCACAUUCGACAACAUUUUCAAUCAACCCAUUACAUCUUUGUUUGAAUUCCAAUCCACUGAUCUACCUAUCACUCAUGAAGAAGAGGAAGCUCAGAAUGAUGAUGAAAAUGAGUUCGAUGGUACUUUUUCAAAUAUCGAGUUUGAUCCGGAAGAGGAAAACAUUUUGGAUAACAUGUUACUUACCAGGAAGCAAUUUAGAAUUCUUAACAAAAAGCUUAAUUCCCUUUUGCAAAUUCAAGAUGGUGGUGGGAAUAAACAUUCUGUUUCAAGUCUCGAAGUUGAUAUUAUGCUAAAGCGUCAAGAAAAUAGAGUUCAUGAAGCUAUUUUUGACAUUAAUCGAAAUAACGAGAAACAAGUGAAGGCACAGUCAUCGAAUUUUGCUUAUGAUCUCAAAGAAUUAAAGGUUGUGGCAAAGGAGAGACAUAUCUUGUUUAUUCAAGAUGUGAAGAAAGUUCGUGAAGAUGUAAAUUUCAAACUUCAAGAACUAAGGAAGAUAUGGGAAAAGAGGUUGCCGUUUUACGACAAGAUUAUUCAUCUCUUCAUCAGAAAGUUGAUAUCAUAG